UUAACCGUUCACAUUUUCCGACUCACUACAGUCGCUGUCAACAUUUACGGGAUGUCGAGUCCCUCGGGCACAAGUGAGCUGGAAAAGAUUGAAGAAGAUCUGCGCCAUGUGGCCGCUCAGAUACAGCAGCUCAGAGACCGGCAGUCCAUUCUGGAGAUGCUGGAGGAGUUCAGGAAAUCUAGCCCCCAGAGCAUAAAAGCGGCAGCUGAGCAGCAGGCUGAGAUGGAGAGCAUUCAGAAGACCUUGAGGGAGCUGUUAGAGAAGCAGGAACAGCUGCAGAAGCAGAGCGAUGGGACCCUCUUCCCAAAAACCAAACGGGAAGAGAUUCAAAGGAUCAUCAGCAAAGGCGGCGUGGCCGUCCUUCCUCCCCAGUACGGCUUCGAUGUUGUGGCUCCACCACCUGUUCCUGCUCCACAGAUAAUCACGGACUUAGAGAACCUGCCCGCUUGUCCCACACAUACUGUGUGCCCCUCGUGCCAACAGUACAUCAUCACAGAGACAGUCUCCAGAGUGGGUGGAAUAACCUGGAUGGUUUGCAUCAUGUGCAUUCUGAUUGGGUGCGUCGCUGGCUGCUUUCUGCUCCCGUUUUGCAUGAAGAGCUUCAAGGACACUGUGCACAGGUGCCCAAAGUGUCGUUCCGAGAUCCACACCACCAGGAAGCUGUGAGCUGCUUUGCAUGCAGUGCUCACGGACUCUCACUGUUGAAGGGCUUUCUGGGGACCCUACAUGGACUUGCUGCCAGAAUGGACUAAUUUCACCAUGAAGAGUGAAUUCAACCUCAACCAAUGGGAUUCACACCCCCAUCAUGAAGAAGGGGAAGGCUGAGUGGGUGAACUGUGGAGAGGUGUAGAGCUACAGAAAUUUUUCCUGUGACUUCCUAGGAUAGCAGACCCCUUGAGCCAUGUCUUCAUUGGGUUUGCUCUUCUGCUGUGCUCAUUAUACUUUUCCUUGACCAAUCCCAGGUUCAACCUCACCCUGGGAACCCGUAUGUACACUUUAAACAAUAAUACAGCAUUUUGGCCCAUGACCAGAAGCUGCCAGAUGACUGCUUUUCAACAUCGAGAGUGUUCAGCUCUUCUCAUGAAGUGUCUAAGAGUGGGCUGUGAUUUCUGUUUAAUUCAUCACGUAGUUUCCCUCAGCUUUAGAUGUUUCCGAAGCAGCAGAACAAUAUCCGCAGCAGUGCAGUCACGGUCCUUUAUUACAUUUAUUAGCACAAGAAGGCUAAGAUAUAUAUAAAACUGUUUAUCCAUUUAAACCAUCAACAAAAAAUAGUUGAUAUGGUACAUAUGUAUAAAAAUAUGCAAUACAUUUAUAUAUGUAUAAAAAAUUAUAUACAUAAUGUGCAAAAAGAUGGCAUCACAACAAUGUCUCAGAGGCUAACAAGGGGGUAUAAAUUUGUAAGAAGUUUCGAUUGCACAGUGCAGCUCAGUGCUAGCCACUGCUCACAUGAGCAAUCUUUAAGGAGUGUUUGAAACACAGGAACAACAUUUUGGGAAAUGUGGUGCAAGACCAAAGACGGUGGACAGAUAUGGAUUCUGAACACAGGCUGAAAGAAUGAAAAAAUGGAUUAGGGUAAAUGAGCUACUGGCGCACAGUGGAACCUGCCUUUGCAGUGACAGGAAUGGCUCCUAGUGUGAACCCAAGAGGUUUCCCCUUGAGGGGUAAUGGUAAUGGUACAGAUUUUGCACAUAUGGGCAAAUAAAUUCUAGUUCAUCCUUGCAUGACCAGACUAAUGGGAAGAGGAAAGGUUUGUUCAUGUGACUGACCUUACAUUCCAAAGCAUCAUACAUGUGAUUUUUUUUCAAAAUAAUUUUGACAUGAAAGUAAUGUUAUUAUACGUAAAUGAAAUGUUUCAAUGCAACAUAAUAUGGCAAAAGACAAAGCAGCUGUAUUAUAAUCAAAUAAUAAAAUUAAUAAAUA
Messenger RNA from Scleropages formosus (Asian bonytongue), 1920 nucleotides. Its product is annotated as lipopolysaccharide-induced tumor necrosis factor-alpha factor homolog. Lineage: Eukaryota; Metazoa; Chordata; Actinopteri; Osteoglossiformes; Osteoglossidae. Gene Ontology annotation, molecular function: zinc ion binding. Gene Ontology annotation, cellular component: nucleus; cytoplasmic side of lysosomal membrane; cytoplasmic side of late endosome membrane. The transcript is spliced from 6 exons. The record is from RefSeq and is a predicted model, not a curated record. Bases 52 to 666 code for a protein of 204 amino acids.